GUCGGCAGAAACAACUUCUCAGACAGCGAAACGAGCAAAGGAAUACUACAACUCCAAACGAUAUUUGGAUUAUACUUUUGGCAGCACACUUUGACUGGAUUUUAAUAUUUCCGAGCUCUUCCGGAGACUUGUGGAUUACUAUUAUUUGGAUCAAAAUGACCCUGGAAGAAGUCGUUGGAUGCAAUAUUACUGAUACAAAAAUGGACACCGUGAGCCAAGCAUUGGAAGAGCUGCUGGUAGCAGCACAGAGACAGGACUGUCUUACAGUCGGCGUUUAUGAGUCGGCAAAACUGAUGAAUGUAGACCCAGAUUGUGCCGUACUGUGCGUUCUGGCCACCGACGAAGAGGACCAGGACGAUAUUGCGCUGCAGAUUCACUUCACGCUCCUUCAGGCGUUCUGCUGCGACAACGACAUCAACAUCCUGCGGGUGUCUGGACUGAGACGCCUCGCACAGGUGCUCGGUGAGCCAACCGUGGAUAACAGCGAGCCAAGGGAUUUCCACUGCAUCCUAGUCACUAACCCUCAAUGCCAACCACUCAAAUGCCAGGCACUGAAGGACGUGGGCAACUACUGUGAAGAGAGCCGUUGCAAAAACCAAUGGAUUCCAUAUCUGUCCCUGCAAGAACGCUGAACGAGUUGCGAGGCUAUUGAUGCAAUGAAGGAUGAAAGAGUCAUUCUCUGCGAAUGAAAGCCAAAGGGCUCGGCACCAGCAGCCGUUGACUGCUGCGUCAUGCGAAGGGGCUGUGAGAGAGAAAGUGGAGCUCUUGGAACUGUGCGCACGGACCGGUACAUUCCGCCCUACCCCUCCAGCUUGUCGUGUCCUCCGUUG
Molecule: messenger RNA, 830 nt
Organism: Sinocyclocheilus rhinocerous
Lineage: Eukaryota; Metazoa; Chordata; Actinopteri; Cypriniformes; Cyprinidae
Product: growth arrest and DNA damage-inducible protein GADD45 beta-like
Exons: 4
Coding region: 156-632 (158 amino acids)
Biological process (GO): regulation of cell cycle
Cellular component (GO): cytoplasm; nucleus
Source: RefSeq, a predicted model, not a curated record